AUGGCGCACGACAGUCCGACCGAGGAUCACGCACUCGAGUCUCAGUCCAAUGCAAUCGAUCUUUUGAGGAGCGUUGCACAAGAGCACCUUCGGAAAAUCGACGAGGAACGAAUCCAAGAGCAGCACGAUGGGCUCAGGAAGACCCAAGACCUGGAGCGCUACGCAAAACACAAACGACCUGGAAAACAGGGCACGACGGCUUCAAGCCACGACACUCCUCUGCCCAAGAUGAGGACCGCCCAAGGCCAGUCAAGCCUUAAUAUUGCCUCCCGCAACUGGGACAAAGACCUCGACAUCACAGAAUAUGUUGUCGGUUAUCUUGAACGAUUCGAAGGGAUCAAGGAAAUGCCCGCAAAGAACUGGAUCUCUGAGAGCACCGACGAAGAGUGGAUUCCGCAACACCGCAUCAAAUACUUCAAGAAGAUUUGUGAAGGUGGUGAUCACGACGUCGUUUGGGAUCGCGAAGCGCGGGUUGACAAGAUCUUCGGCACUGGUGCGGGAGCGAGCCGGAUCGAUGAGGAUGAUAAGGUGGAUAUGGUCUCCGAAGAUGGCGGUGUGAGGUUGAUGCCUUGA
Messenger RNA from Cladophialophora carrionii CBS 160.54, 573 nucleotides. RefSeq lists its product as uncharacterized. Bases 1 to 573 code for a protein of 190 amino acids. NCBI's taxonomy places the organism in Eukaryota, Fungi, Ascomycota, Eurotiomycetes, Chaetothyriales, Herpotrichiellaceae. The transcript is spliced from 2 exons. The record is from RefSeq and is a predicted model, not a curated record.